This is a messenger RNA of Pseudomassariella vexata, 1068 nucleotides long. RefSeq lists its product as uncharacterized. The transcript has 2 exons. Lineage: Eukaryota; Fungi; Ascomycota; Sordariomycetes; Amphisphaeriales; Pseudomassariaceae. The record is from RefSeq and is a predicted model, not a curated record. Gene Ontology annotation, molecular function: carbon-sulfur lyase activity. The annotation marks the transcript as partial.
UUGUACUCCAUCACAUGUCACUGCGGCAACGCCUCCCAGGCUGUGACCAUCACACACCUGGGCGACGAGAUUGCGCUGUGCCACAAGACGGAAGAGCGCCACAUCACGGGCGUUCUCUGCACUUCUUAUGAGACCAUUGACAAGCCCGAGAAGUACGAUCAACUGCGUCAGUUUACUGGCUCCGACGGAACUCGCUACUGGUGUGGAACCUGUGGUUGCCACGUCUUCCUUCACGAGGACAAGGGCGGCGAGAGCGUUUGGCUUGUUCCCACCGGCACCCUGAUUGGCUUGGACACUCAUGAUGAAAAGCGAACUGUUGAGAGGAUGGCCAACACAUAUGCUUGUCACAACGCUGUCAAGUCCACCGUUGAUGGAGGGCUGUCUUCUGUGAGUAUUGUCCAGAGUACGCAUGGAAGCACCAGCAAGGGAGCCCAAGGUGACGUCUUGCACCUCUCAUGUGGUUGCAAGAAGGUCCAGAUGCGCAUUACGCGACCCAACAAUGUCAGCUCUUCGUGCCGAGCCAAAUUCCCCGAUCUUCUGAUGCCUUACCACUCCUCCGAUCCACUGGCGGUUCAGAAUCAGGGGCACAAGGCGUGGUGGCUCCGCCCCGCAGACAGCAGCAAGCCCAAUAAAUACCUCGCCGGCACUUGCGCCUGCCUAACAUGCCGCCUGACCUCCGGAUUUGAGAUCCAGAACUGGGCCUUCGUUCCCCGAACCAACACCACUCUCUAUUUCGACGGCUCCAAGAAGCCCAUCCCCCUGGACUUCAACUCACUCUCGGUCAAGACCUCGCUGGGCACAUACCAGAGCUCCAAGGGUGACAUCAAUGCCUUCCGCCACUUCUGCUUGCAAUGUGGUGCUACCCUCUUCUGGCGCGAUGCCUACAGAACCGAUGUCAUCGACGUCAGCGUCGGCCUCAUGGAUGCCCCCGAGGGCGCCAGAGCCGAGAGGUGGCUCGAUUGGUGUACCUACCGUGUUAGCUUCUCCAAGGACGCUGCUCUGGGUCGAACUGGCAAGAUUGCGGUCCCAGCUAAAUCUCUCAUCCAGGGUCUUGAGGAGGGCAUAAAG